ACGGGACCUCGGUUUUCAUAGUUAAUACGAGUAAUCAAAUUAUCAAAAACGCUAUUUGAAAUCCAAAAAUAUUUGCCCGCCAAUUUAAUUAUUUCCUCCCACUAUCACUCAAUCAAACACCUCUCCAAAAUAUUCAGCAAGCUUUUUCGUUUUCCACCCCUUAAUUUCUUCCUCCAAUUCAAAUUUUCCGAAUCUUCUGCAAACAACAAUGGCUUCUUCUUCUGUUAAAGUAAUCAUCGACGACGAUGAAGAGGAUUUCGAUUGGGAAGCAGCAGUUCGAGAAAUCGAUGUUGCAUGUCAGAGUAACGCCGCUAAAACCCUAGAAACGCCGCCUCCUCCUCAACCCUCCAAUGUUACUUUUGGCGGCAAUAAUUUAUGGAAGAAUCACCAAUUUAACAAAGUUCAGAAUAAUUCCCGUCAAUUAACGCUUGAUAGAUUUAUUAGUAAUGGGUCUUCGAAAUCGGGUGUCGAGAAUGAAAUUGAAUGUCGAGUUGAAGAUGAGCAAAUUAGGGUUCAGGAAAGGGCGUGUUAUGUUGAUGUUGAUCUUGAGGCUGCUAAAACUUGGAUUUACCCAGAUAAUGUUCCUCGUCGUGAGUAUCAACUUGAGAUAGCCAGGACAGCUUUAUUUUCAAACACAUUAUCUAAUUUAUUAUGCAUAGCUGCUGUUGUUAUGCAUAACUACUUUAGAUGGUUCCCUGAAGGUAAGAUAGUUUAUGCUGCUCCUUCGAGACCCUUGGUUAUGCAACAAAUAGAAGCCUGCCAUAAUAUUGUCGGUAUACCACAAGAAUGGACAAUUGAUAUGACAGGUCUAAUAAGUCCCCCCAAAAGAGCAUCCUUGUGGAAAGCUAAACGUGUAUUUUUUGUCACACCCCAAGUGCUUGAAAAAGAUAUCCAGUCAGGGGCUUGUCUUAUGAAAUCGCUGGUGUGCUUAGUGAUCGACGAGGCUCAUCGUGCUAUGGGGAACUACUCUUACUGUGUGUCUGUUCGCGAGUUGAUGGCAGUUCCUGCUGAGAUAAGAAUAUUAGCUUUGACUGCUACCCCUGGCUCAAAGAAGGAAACUAUUCAGCAGGUAAUUGAUAACCUGCAAAUAUCUACGCUUGAAUAUCGCAAUGAAAGUGAUGCUGAUGUAUGCCCUUACGUGCACCAUAGGAAGCUUGAACUAAUUGAGGUUCCAAUGGGAAAGGAUGCUGAUGAGAUACAUAAUCUUCUCGUGGAGGUUAUACGGCCACUUGCUGCCAGGCUUUGUGCAAUGGGAGUGCUACCAGGCAGGGACUUCCAAACUUUGAGCCCUUGUGAUUUGCUGAAUUCAAGGGAUAAAUUUCGACAAGCACCCCCGCCAGAACUUCCGCAAGUGAAGUAUAGUGAAGUAGAAGGUUACUUUGGUAUCCUUAUUACACUCUACCACAUACGCAAGCUACUCUCUAGCCAUGGAAUAAGACCAGCACACGAGAUGCUUGAAGAAAAGCUGCGACAAGGGUAAUUUGCAAGACAUAUGAGUAGAAAUGAAGCCAUUCAGAGUGCAAAGCUUUUAAUGCAGAAGAGUCUGUCUCAUGGUGCCCCCAGCCCAAAAUUGUCGAAAAUGAUAGAAAUUUUAGAAAUUCAUUUCACAACAAAUGAUCCAGCAAAAUCAAGGGUAAUCAUUUUUUCAAAUUUUAGGGGGAGUGUCAGGGACAUAUUAGAUUCAUUAGCCCAUGUUGGUUCAGUCAAAGCAACUCAAUUUAUUGGUCAAAGUUCAGGAAAAACAUUGAAAGGCCAGUCGCAAAAGGUUCAACAGGCAGUUCUUGAGAAAUUCCGCUUGGGUGGAUUCAAUGUUAUUGUUGCCACAUCAAUUGGUGAAGAGGGGCUUGAUAUUAUGGAAGUUGAUCUUGUGAUAUGUUUUGAUGCUAAUAUAUCUCCUUUGAGGAUGAUUCAGCGGAUGGGAAGAACAGGAAGGAAACAUGAUGGUCGAGUUGUUGUAUUAGCUUGUGAGGGUACUGAACUAAAAGGUUACAAGCGGAAACUAGCAACUGGUAAGACAGUUGGGAAGCACAUGCGAAAUGGGGGCAUGAAUAGUUUCACUUUUCAUUGCAGCCCAAGGAUGCUUCCUCAUCAUCUGAAACCAGAACUGCAAUUUGUAGAACUAUCAAUUGAAAAAUUUAUUCGUCCGGUGAAAAAGGUUAAAGUUGAUUCCCCCCAACAACCAAAGUUCAGGGAAAGGCUCACUGAAGCUGAAUCUGCAUUGUUAGGAAAAUACUUUUUGUCUAAUGAGGCAAUAAAACCAUCUCUAGUUGCCUUUCCUUUUUUCCAGACGUGUCCCUCCAGGGUGCACAGAAUAAUGCAUUCAUCUCGAACCGGAUGGCUCAUUGAUGCAAUGCAGCUUCUUCGAGGGUUGCCAUCCGAUACUGGCGAAAAUUUUGGGCUUGAUUUUUCGAGGAGUACUCGAUCCUUGAUAACUGGGAGCGUUGAAAAACAUACCAAAAACGGAAGAGGAAAACAUUGGCAAUUGAUGAAAACAAACUCUUGUGCAGAUAUACUUGAUCCUGUAGAUAAUUCUGCUGCACUGAAAGAAAAAUCCAACUCUGAGGUCUCUUCAUUUGGCCCUUCAAUGGCUGAGGAGAAGCACAUGCUCAAUUCUCCUGAUAGAUUACUGGAAAUUGCAGUCCCACUUCCAGCUAUUUUUCCGUCUAACAAACUUACAAUGCUGGAUUCUUCCGCUCAAGAUGUAUGUGAAGCUCAUUCAAGAGUUGGGUCUCACUUACCAGCUGGUGACAAGAAUUUUGACGCAGCUGAAGUGGAUGCAAUAACUGUCCAUACCCCACCUGAUGACCAGAUUUGUGCAGAUGAAAGUAUUGGAUGUGAGACUGCUGAUGCAACUGAACCCAAAUCCCCAGCUACGCCGGCUGCAGAAUGUGACUUAGAUAACGCAUACUCUGAUUUCAGUCCUCGUCUAACCAGUUUUAUUGAAAGUGGUGUUGUUCCAGAGUCUCCUUUGAGUGAUGCUGGAGAAGGUAUAGUAUCUAAGAAAGAGAACGACGUUGUAGACUGGCACAGUGGUGAAGAGAAAGAUGAAAGUCAUGUCCAAGAUCCGGUAUUAUCUCCUAAAGCUCGUGGAAAUUUGUUAACUAUUGCUAGUAAAGAGAUUACUGUUGCCUCAUCACCUCAGACAAGAGAGGUCAGACCUGUUGGAAGUGAAAUGUCAUUGGGACUACCUGAUGGUCUCUUGAAAUUGGGAGGCACCUUUCAACCCCCAUCUUCUCCAGAAUUUCAAACUCCUUUGCGAAAUAUAACAAAUAGCACCUGUGCAGAAAUUGGGUGUAGGAGUUCUGGAAAACAGUCAGGAUCCAGUGAACGUCCUUUUAGAUUAAAAAGAUUGCGCAGGAUUGGGGAUUUUGCCAAAGAGAAAAAACAAAAUAGUGUGAAAGAAAAGCCAACUCACUCCUCUGUGGAAGUUGCAUUUAAAGUUACUGAUGAUCAUCAUAAGACUGUCAGGCAUAACAAAGGUGAAGGUAUUGUAGUAUCUAAGAAAGAGGAUGAUGUUGUAGACUGUCACAGUGAUGAAGAGAAAGAUGAAAAUCGUGUCCCAGAGCCGGUAUCAUAUCCCAAAGCUUGUGGAAAUUUGUUAACUAUUGCUAGUAAAGAGAUUACUGUUAGCUCUUCCCCUCAGACAAGAGAGGUCAGACCUCCUGUUGGGAAUGAAAUGCCAUUGGGACUACCUGAUGGUCUCUUGAAAUUGGGAGGCACCUUUCAGCCCCCAUCUUCCCCAGAAUUUCGAACUCCUUUGCGAAAUAUAACAAAUAGCAGUUGUGACGAAGAUUGGCAUAUGAGUUCUGGAAAAGAGUCUGGGUCCAGUGAACGUCCUUUUAGAUUGAAAAGGUUGCGUAGGAUUGGGGAUUUUGUCAAAGAGAAGCAACAAAUUAGUGUAAAAGAAAAGUCAACUCGCUCCUCUACAGAAGUUGCAUUUAAAGUCACUGAUGAUCUUCAUAAGACCAGGCAUAACAAAGUGAAAAAACCAUUUGAAGAUGCCAGAGACUUCAUUGAUGAAGAAGCUGAGGUGUCCUCGGAAGAUGCGGUACCAGAUUCAGAAGAUGAGGUUAAUAAUGAAGAUAGCGAUGCUUAUGAAGAGAGUUUUAUAGAUGACCAAACUGAUCCAGCAGUUGGUAGUGGUCAAACAGAAGAUAGUAAAAUGGAUAUGAUGGCAAUUUACAGGCGUUCCCUACUCACUCAAUCACCAUUUCAAGAACAGCAGAGACAUUCUAGUGUAGUAACUCCAGAGUCUCUGCCUUCUGCUACCACAAUGACAGAAGUUGGAGAAUCCUUUGGGAAGACUUGCACUCUACAAACUCCUCAAGGCUGUUUGAAAUCUCCAAAUAUAUCUACAAAGUACUCAGUAGGUUCUUGUUUGAAUUUGAUAGCAUGUGAAGAUAUAAAAAACAGCAGUAGCAACACUUUGGUAAAUGUGGCUAAUACUGAGAGUUUAAAAAGAAAAAUGAUUUCAAACAGAGCUUUUACUCUUCCUGCAAAGAACCUGGAGAAGGAGUUCUGCUCUGAUUCAGCACUUCCAAGCAGAGAAGCACCGUUAUCAUAUCAAUGCAAUGGUUUUGAUGCAGGAUGUGCUUCUUUCUUGGAUGAUCAAUUUUAUGAAGGCCUUGAUCUUGAUGAAUUGGAGGCCCAGGCAGCAAAACUUCUAAGUCAAAGAACAGGGUCAUCUGUGCAAAGAAGAAAAAUAUCCGAACCCUUGCCACAGGACUCUGCUCUUGUAAAUCCUCCAUCAUUUGAUCUUGGAAUCUCAUGAUUCUAUACAAAGUUCCAUUGUGUUACUGUUUUGUGAUUGGUUCAGUGCUGCUAGAAGCUUCCUUCUAAACAGAAAAGUUACAGAAAUAAGAAGACGUGUCAUAUCACCCUCCUAAACUCGGCUCCAACAUGAUGAGAUUCUUUGGCGUCAACAGACCAUCUUUAGUUGCUAAUGGUAUUACAUUUGUAUGAUAUAGUUGCAUUAACACGAGUUAAUUACUGUCUAGAUGCCCAAUGGCCUUCUAUUAAGUUAUGAAAAUGUAACUCUGUGUCUAUGUGAGAAAGUAAUUGUGUAUAUCCUACCUGUACAGUCGGUGAAGUUAAUACUAUAUUUUUUUUGUACUUGUGUUGAAAUUUUGAGGUGUAUUAUUUGAAUUGUGUUCUGGAAUAAAAAUGCUUGUCUUUCUCUA
Chenopodium quinoa (quinoa) is the source of this 5180-nucleotide messenger RNA. Its product is annotated as DEAD-box ATP-dependent RNA helicase FANCM-like. NCBI's taxonomy places the organism in Eukaryota, Viridiplantae, Streptophyta, Magnoliopsida, Caryophyllales, Amaranthaceae. The transcript is spliced from 24 exons. Gene Ontology annotation, biological process: double-strand break repair via synthesis-dependent strand annealing; replication fork reversal; interstrand cross-link repair. Gene Ontology annotation, molecular function: four-way junction helicase activity; 3'-5' DNA helicase activity; four-way junction DNA binding. The record is from RefSeq and is a predicted model, not a curated record.